GAAAAAUAAUCAAAUCAAACUCUUCUCAUAAUUGCCAACCAGCUUUUACCAUGUGUUAAUGUGAUACUGUUCAUCUGAAGACCUUCCUAAUCUUUAGCUUCGCCUACAGAUUCUCUAUUCAAGUUGUUACUGAAUAUGCAACACUUUCAGUCCGUACAAGCAUGUUGAUUAAAUUAAAACAUUUCUAAAUGGAACCCAUACUUCUGAGCUUCCCUGUCCCUGGCUUUCUUCCGCUAACACCUGUGAGCGUCAGCUCGGUUGGCAGAACUUCCCUGUUUUUGACACAACCAGUUCCAGCAUCCAAGCUCCGACUUCCGAGACAAAUUGAACGCAGCAUGAUUAUAAGAGAAACCAGUGGGAGCUAAUUAUGGCGGCGCUACCUGCUGCUGCCCGUCCAAAACCUCAAUGGGAUUCUCUCCUUCGUGUUGAUUCAAACACUGAGGAAACGUGCUCACAAGUAGUGCGUGUCCCACUGGAUUGGUGAGACAAAAUAAACAAAAACAUCAGAAAUGCUGAUGAAUAGUUCAUGUCUGUAACUUGUUCUGCGCCUCUUAGGUGGCAGCCAUUAUUGACACUUUUUAAAUCAGUGUUCGUCUGAUGAAGGUUUAUAUUUAACGGGUCACAUCAGAUGGUUCUGGGAACCAGGAAGCGGUCGCUGCGUGAGUUUUCCCAGAGAUGUGAAUCCGAUUCAUCCAGCUUUCUUCGGUGAGGAUUUUCCACUCCAGGUUUUCAGUGAAUUUAGCAGCAGACUGAUACGUUUCUGUCUGCAAUAGUAGUGAUCUAGGGGGAAGGGAAACCAGGAACAUGUUGGUGAUUGCAAAAAUAUAAUCAGGUAAAUAAAUAAACCAGAGCCGUUCAGAGGCUAAUCACAUAAGAGGAUUAACGACGGGCUGCUGUUAAACAAAAAGCGGGUAAAUUUUCAUUAUUAUUAUUAUUUAUUUAUUUUUACAAACAACUCUCAGUAUGCAAUUCAUUGAAAAAGUAUUUACACCCCAAAAAUCUUUUUUUUUUCUUUUCAUAGUUCAUCAUAUUUAAAUGACAAACUAAUUGACUCCAUUGAGAUUUUGUGCAAUUGUAACAUCCAAUGAAAACUGCACUUGGCUUUCAACAUUUUUUAUAAGGAAAAAUCUUAACAGUGUGGUUGGCACUUGUAUUUAACCUCCAAUUACUCUAAUACAGAUAAAUACAAUUCAGUUUAGAAGUUCUCUAUAGAGUCUCAGCCAGAGGCUGGUUAGCUUGAGGAUAUUUAUGGAAAGAAAUAAAAAAAAAAUCAUCAGAAAAAACUCAAAGGAGAAAUCACAACUUGCAGUUUAAAAAUGACAACACCGAACAAGACCUAACGGUUUCUUUUUUUAAUGUUAAUAAUAAUAUUAAUAACAAAAAAGCAUGUACCCUUCUCCCUCCAGCGUCUCCCAGAGAAGAGGAGAUCUCUCCGCUUCUCUGUGACGCUGUGCGCCCCCCUCCCUUCCUCUUUCCCAACAAAUGUGAGGCGCACCAGCGGGACGGACUCAGCACGGUUCCAGUUCUUGUGCGCCAACUACCAGGAAAGUGACACUUGAAUCUAAAACCUCCACAGAAUCCAUCCGAACCGUGGAUGAGAGUCGGAGGAAGAAAACACGCUCCAGUUUGGGGAAAGAAGGGACCGCAGAGAGCUUUGCGCGGACAGUUUUCCUCCCUUGUUGAUAUAUAUAUAUAUAUAUAUAUAUUUUUUUUUUUUUCUUUUUCUUUUUGAGCAGCGCGCACAGACUGACAUGUCAGCGGGAGUAAAGACGUGAAUGAAGCGCGGCGACUCGGACCCUGCAGCGCCAGCGCGGCGGUUCGGUGAAAAAUAAGAGAAAAGGAUGAAAUCCAGGAGUCAGGAUCAGAGUCUCUCUGACUCCAGAGAGCUGGACAGAUCCUUCGACCCGCUCACAGGUAACCCUCUUACCAAACCCAACAAAAAGACAAUUAAACAGCGCUUCCUCAAACUUCUGCCCUGCUAUCCCUCCGGCUCCAGCUCUUCAAUUACUCAAAGAAGUUUAACUGAAGAGGGGGAGCUGUCCACGGUGCGUUACAGACCUGAGGGACUUGACAAUCUGGUUCAGCAGACUAAUUUCAGCAAAAAGGAGCUGCAGGUUCUUUACCGGGGAUUUAAAAAUGAGUGCCCCAGUGGUGUUGUGAACGAGGAUACGUUUAAAAGUAUCUACUCCCACUUCUUCCCUCAGGGAGAUUCAAGUAUGUACGCACAUUUCCUGUUUGAAGCCUUUGACACCCACAACAAUGGACUGGUUAGCUUUGAAGACUUUGCGGUAAGUCUGUCCAUCAUUUUAAGAGGAUCCAUCACUGACAAACUGAACUGGGCCUUCAAUCUGUAUGACCUGAACAAGGAUGGCUGCAUCACCAGAGAAGAGAUGACAGACAUAAUGCACUCUAUCUACAACAUGAUGGGGAAGCAUACUUACCCCAGCAUGAGGGACAGCGCUCCAAAGGAACAUGUGGACAGGUUCUUCCAGAAAAUGGACAAGAAUAAAGAUGGAGUGGUCACCAUUGAGGAAUUCUUGGAAACAUGCCAAAAGGAUGAAAACAUCAUGCACUCCAUGCACUUGUUUGACAAUGUCAUCUGAAUGCUGAUGGAUGGGAGAUGAGAAAAGCUCUGCCAUUGUUUGGAGCUCUGCUGAGGUUUCUGUUCCUGCAACAAUAAGAGGAGGGAAUCCACUCCACCAGACACUGAGCAGAAUGAGCCAAAUAUUAUGUCUCAAAUGUGAUAAGUUAUGAAUAGCUAACAAAAUUUUUGUUUGGCUGUAUGGAGAGGAUGGUGUGUAACCUGUAAAUACCUCUGCUAAAGUAACAUAAAGAAAAUCCCAGAUAUAAUCGAGACGCAGCUAUAGUUGCUAUAUUUUAAUGCAUGGAAAAGAUGAGGCCGUUUUUCUGUUUGCACAUCAAUCUACAUUAGAGACCAAACCUGACUGUACAGAAACACUCUCAAACAAUGAAGCGGCGCUCAAAAUGUAAAGUUUGCAAACGUUCUGAAAUCACUGUCCAAACCUGGAACUUGAGAUGGGAUGAAAGCAUGAAAUGAAGCCAUAAUCUUCCAACAACCUCUGUGUCCUAGAAGAACCUGACACAUUAACAUCAAUUUUUGAUUGUGUCUGCAUGAUGUAUGUAUUUUUUUUUACCAGCCAUUGAAAUGUUCACUGGGGAUGCAAACAAUUAAUCCACUUACGAUUAAUGGCUUAUUAGAUUACAAUUUGUUGAUCAAUUAGUAAUGUUCACUUGUCGAGCUCCUUAAGUUGUCAUGUUAACAGGGAUGAAAAAUUUGUAACAUGAUGGAAAGAAGCAUUGUGCCAAUAAGCAAAGGUUGAUUCUGAAGGCUGUUGUGAGUUAAUGCACUUCAUGGAGCGAAGUUUUAGCUUUCCUUCAAGAACAAUCGCACACAUUACUUAUACAUAAAUAUCAGGUAUAAGUGAUAUUUAUGGAUAUUCACAGAUAACACAAUUAUUUGUUCAUUGUGGAUAAGGUGUUUCGCAUAUUUCACUAUUUUAAUAUUUUUCUAUUCAGGAUUCUAAGAGGUUCUUGUGUUAUAUUUUAUAAAUAUGUCUAAGUUUGAUCAUUUUAGAAAACCACAAUGUUCUGUUUACCCAGUCAGUUUAUAAUACAGCUGACAAAAUAAUGUUAGCCCUUUAAAAUGUAGCCCUCUAUGCUAUGCUCAGCCCUCUUGAUAUGAGAAAACUCAGGUUUUUAAGAAAAUGGCCGCUUAUCAAUUAAUUGUUAGCCGAUUGAUAAGAUCAGUCAACUUUAGAUUAACUCAUUAAUCGAUAAUGUACAUCCCUAAUGUUCACUAAACUGUUCAGAUGUUUUAUAAAUGGAGGUGGUUACAAACUGGUGUGUUGUGGAAUAAUAAAAAAACCCAGAUACUAUUUAAAAGCAUGAAUUUUGUUUAUGUGCUUGUCGCUGAUUACCUUAUCGUUUAUAGGGCUGCCAAAGCUCAGUCUAAUUUAAAGAUUGUGGCGAGGGAGUUGUUGUUACAGAGAACUUUGAUGGUGAUAUAUUCCAGGUACAAGAGACGCAAGGACACAAAAAACUUGUAUCUAACACCAAAGACCUCUCCCACGUUUUUCAUGUUCUGAAUGCACUUUAUAAAUUAAGCCACUCAAGAUUCAACUCAGAAAUAUUUAAUCAAAAUCAAUACGACAAACAAAUAUACAGACUUAAUCACACACAUGAAAAUCAUCUCAAACUUAGUUGUAACACAAACAAGCUGAGGAUGUAAAAGUCAUAAUUAGAAGCGGUUAUCUUUUUAAGAAGGGAUGGAUGAUAUAUCUAUAUAUGCUGCUGUGUUGGGGAUCAUUUUCCUCAUGAUUCACUUUAGUCCAAGGAUUAUCUGACUUUAUCUUAACUCAAGCAAACUGUGGUAUACAGAGGAGUUUAUGGUCAAUUAGUGCUUUGAUUCUCGUUCUCAAACAACAAACCUAUUUACAUGCAGUGAGAGCACAACCUGAACAAUAGAUAAAAAUAGUUUGAAUAAAACAUGCCUGGCAAACAAACUAUCAAAUGUACAAGGAAGCAACUUAGUAACUUAUAUAAAUGGCUUUAAGGUUGAAAUGCAAACAUAACCACAAGAGAAAAAAAGUGAAGAUUGCUGUUGUUAAUAACAACGUGCAACUAUUUCACAGUCAUCCAUA
Molecule: messenger RNA, 4661 nt
Organism: Xiphophorus couchianus (Monterrey platyfish)
Lineage: Eukaryota; Metazoa; Chordata; Actinopteri; Cyprinodontiformes; Poeciliidae
Product: Kv channel-interacting protein 2-like
Exons: 9
Coding region: 1842-2603 (253 amino acids)
Biological process (GO): regulation of potassium ion transmembrane transport
Cellular component (GO): voltage-gated potassium channel complex
Molecular function (GO): calcium ion binding; potassium channel regulator activity
Source: RefSeq, a predicted model, not a curated record